Molecule: messenger RNA, 1359 nt
Organism: Penicillium odoratum
Lineage: Eukaryota; Fungi; Ascomycota; Eurotiomycetes; Eurotiales; Aspergillaceae
Product: glycoside hydrolase family 76 protein
Exons: 3
Coding region: 1-1359 (452 amino acids)
Biological process (GO): fungal-type cell wall biogenesis; carbohydrate catabolic process
Molecular function (GO): mannan endo-1,6-alpha-mannosidase activity
Source: RefSeq, a predicted model, not a curated record
AUGUUUGGGAAUACUUGGGGAAUAGCGUCGGCUAUCACUCUUUUCGCCGGCGCGACCGCUGCCAUUGAUCUUGACAUCAAUAAUGAGCAGUCCGUCAAGAACGCGGCUCGCACGGCCGCGUACGGCGCCAUGUCUUACUACAAGGGAAAUCUGACCGGCCACAUCCCCGGCGCGUUCCCCGCCAAAUGGUGGGAAGGCAGCGUCCUGUUCGAUACCAUGAUUCACUACUGGUAUCUGACCGGCGACGAUUCGAACAACCCGGCCGUGAUCCAGGGAAUGAACUGGCAAAGUGGCGACAACAAUGACUACAUGACUGCAAAUUAUAGCUCGUUUAUUGGCAAUGAUGAUCAAUCGCCUUGGGGGCUUGCGGCGAUGACCGCUGCGGAGUUUGACUUGCCACAGACGUCUUCAGAGGCCUCAUGGGCGACCAAGGCAGCGGCCGUGUUCAACUCUCAGGCGGCCCGCUGGGAUGACGCCACGUGUGGUGGUGGACUACGGUGGCAGAUUUACACAUACGAGGGCACCGGCUACAACAUGAAGAACGCACUUUCCAAUGGCGAAUUCUUUGAGCUUGCUGCCCGCCUGGCCCGGUACACGGGUAACACGACCUAUUCCGACUGGGCUGAGAAGAUCUGGGACUGGAGUUCUUCCUCCCCGCUUUUGAACAAUGAGACCUGGUCUGUCUCUGAUUCUACAGAUGUCGAGAACGGCUGUGCGACUGAGGAUAACAUCCAGUGGUCGCUAAAUUAUGGUACAUACGUCACCGGUGCAGCUUAUAUGUAUAAUUUGACCAACGGUGGCUCGAAGUGGAAACUGGGCGUAGAUGGGCUACUGAACACUAGUCUCUCUACUUUUUUCCCUGCAAAAUACGGCAGAGAGAUCAUAGAAGAAUUGGUAUGUGAAGGGAGUGAGAACUGCAACAACAACGAGAUUCUCUUCAAGGGAAUUUUCAUGCGUGACCUCGCCCUGAUAACUACCGUCGCGCCACACACGAUGGAUGACAUUCUUCCACGUCUACAGGGCUCUGCAGAGGCAGCUGCAGAGGCUUGCACCGGCGGUUCAAAUAACACCUGUGGUAUACAAUGGUACAAGAAGCAAUAUGACGGCUCGAGUGGAAUGGAACAAGAGAUCAGCGCAGCUAGUGUGUUCACAGCAAAUCUGGUUGCUUUUGGUAAUAAGACUCCAGCUAUACAGUCUGGAGGUGCCAAUGCAACUUCCACGAACACGACCAGCACAGCUUCUGGAAAUCAGACUGCUUCUACUGCUUCGGGUACUUUGACCAAUAGUGCAAGCAUGCUUUUUGCUGGACCGUUGGCUGUUACUGCUGCUGUAGUGGCUGGUAUUAUGGUCGUUUUCUGA